Sparassis crispa is the source of this 1830-nucleotide messenger RNA. Its product is annotated as Eukaryotic translation initiation factor 3 subunit L. Lineage: Eukaryota; Fungi; Basidiomycota; Agaricomycetes; Polyporales; Sparassidaceae. Gene Ontology annotation, biological process: translational initiation. The transcript is spliced from 10 exons. The record is from RefSeq and is a predicted model, not a curated record. Bases 1 to 1830 code for a protein of 609 amino acids. Gene Ontology annotation, cellular component: eukaryotic translation initiation factor 3 complex; cytoplasm. Gene Ontology annotation, molecular function: translation initiation factor activity.
AUGUCGCAGCAACGCAAAGCUUUGUGGGAGGCUGAACUUGACGAAGACCUUCAGGAUGUCGACCUCAGCUUGGCCAUAGGGAACUAUGGCCAAGAUGGACUGUACGACGACGCCCAGUCCAGGAUAGAUGAGGUCACUCUACUUGCAGUGCAACAGCAGAUGGCCCAACAAGCGGCGUUUGCGCAGAUCCCGGAUGUCGUCAAAAGAUUCAUCGUGCAUUUCCAUCAAGCCGUACUCGACAACAACUUGGCAGAGAUUACCGUUGCGUACGAAAGCGGAUGGAACCGAUUGACAGAGCAGUUCUAUUCGAAGACGGAAUGGCCAGAGGCAGAGGUGAUCGCACCGCUCGUGAACGACGACCAGAUCUUCCUCAUCCUAUACCGUGAACUUUAUUACCGUCACGUCUACUCACGCCUACAGCCGGACAUCGACGAUCGCUUCCAUUCAUACGAGAAUAGCUGCGAGCUAUUUAACUAUCUGCUCAACUCCGACGGCCCCGUCUCUCUCGAGUUACCAGAGCAAUGGCUUUGGGACAUCAUUGACGAGUUCAUUUACCAGUAUCAGUCUUUCUGCGUGUGGAGGUCAAAGGCCAAGUCGAAGACGGACGAGGAACUGAUACUCCUGGCUGACGCGAGCCAAGUGUGGAGCUCGUACAGUGUCCUAAACGUGCUAUACUCACUCAUCCAAAAAUCGAAAAUCAACGAGCACAUUGUUGCGCUGCAAGAGGGCAAGUCAACCGAGGAGAUUGCCGAAAUUGUCGGCGAGUAUGGUGUCCGCCCAUUGUACCGCAUGCUCGGAUACUUUAGCAUCAUUGGACUCCUCCGCGUGCAUAGCUUGCUCGGCGAUUUCACACUAGCGCUGAAGGUGAUGGAAAACGUGGAACUCAACCAAAAGUCACCAUUUACCCGGGUCACGGCCUGCCAUGUGACGACGUACUACUACGUCGGGUUCUGCUACAUUAUGCUGCGACGCUACCCAGACGCGAUCCGUGCCUUCGUGUCGAUCCUCAAUUUCAUCUUGCGCAUGCGGCAAUACCACACACGGAGCUACCAGUAUGAUCAAAUAAACAAAACUGCGGACCGCAUGUACGCGUUAUUCGCGAUCUGCAAUGCCCUUUCGCCCACACGACUGGACGACAAUAUAUCCAACAUCGUCAAGGAGCGAUACGGGGAGCAGUUCUCGAAAAUGUCACGUGGUGAGGAAGGCAUCCCCGCUUUCGAGGAGCUUUUCUUAUACGCCUGCCCGAAGUUCAUCUCCGCGAACCCUCCGCCAUACGAAGACUCGGAGCUGAUAGCUGCGUACAUCGAGGACCCGCCCGUAGAGCCCGCACAGCGGCACCUCGCGCUCUUCCUCUCCGAGGUGCGUGCGCAGGCGCCCGUGCCGACGCUGCGCAGCUUCCUGAAGCUGUACACGUCGCUCGACGCGAAGAAGCUCGCGAACUUCCUUGAUGCGGACGAGGAGGAGAUGGUGCAGCAGAUGAUGGUCAUGAAGCAGGCGAGCCGCAGCGUCAGCAGGGUUGAGCAUGAAAAGGGACUCCUGGACGGCCAGACGAUCUCGACGAGUGACCUCGACUUCGUUAUUAACGAAAAUAUGGUCCAUAUCGCGGAGUCGACCGUGGGCCGGCGUUAUGCCGGAUGGUUCAUUAGGAAUACGGAACACGCGCAGCGUGUCUUUGAUAUGCUUCGCAACAGUCCCUUACCUGCACCUCCUCCAAAACCAGUGCAGGCAGCCGCAGCCAACGGUGCGGCUGAGCCACCAGCUACGCCUGCUCCCUCCGCACCGAGAACCGGCGGGCAAAAGGUUGCAUGGGGAGGUGUCAAGGUAGCGUAG